AUGUAUUCUGUGGAGUGGCAGAAACGAGGAUUGCCACAUGCACACAUUUUGAUUUGGUUGGUUGAAAAUAUAAGGCCAAAUGAAGUUGAUGCAGUGAUAUCAGCUGAAAUCCCUAAUGUACAAGUAGAUCCUGGAUUGCAUGAGGUAGUUAUCAAAAACAUGAUACAUGGUCCCUGUGGAACUCUUAAUCAAAAUUCACCGUGUAUGAUGGAUGGUAAAUGUUCAAAACGAUAUCCACGGACAUUAAUAUCGGAAACAAUUACUGGUAAUGACGGUUAUCCAUUGUAUCGUCGCAGAUCGACAGCAGACAAUGGAAAAUCAACAAUUGUCAAAUUAAAUCAACAAGAUAUUGAAAUAGAUAAUCGUUGGAUUGUUCCAUAUUCACCCAUUUUAUCAAAGACAUUCAAAGCACACAUCAACGUUGAAUCUUGCCAUUCAGUGAAAUCUAUUAAAUACAUUUGCAAAUAUGUAGCCAAAGGGAGUGAUAUGGCUGUGAUUGGAAUUGGUGCAGAGAAUUCCAAUGAUGAAGUUACCCAAUACCAAAUGGGCCGCUAUGUCAGUAGUAAUGAAGCAGUUUGGCGAAUAUUUUCUUUUCCUAUUCAUGAGAGACACCCUUCUGUUGUUCACUUAGCUGUGCAUUUAGAAAAUGGACAAAGAGUGUAUUUUACAGCACAGAACGCAGUACAAAGAGCUGCUCAGCCACCAUCUACUACAUUAACCAGUUUUUUUGAGACAUGCCAAAACGAUGAUUUCGCACAAACAUUGCUAUAUUCUGAAAUGCCAAAAUAUUAUACCUGGAAUCAAUCCUCAAGGAGAUUUAUACGACGGAAACAAGGAAAACCAGUUCCAGGAUAUACAGAUGUAUAUUCCACCGAUGCGAUUGGCCGGAUUUAUUCAGUACAUCCAAGCAAUGAUGAAUGUUUUUACUUACGACUGCUAUUAGUCAAUGUACGUGGCCCAACAUCAUUCCAACAGUUACGAACUGUUGAUGGUGAAUUGUGUGUAUCCUACAGAGAAGCCUGUCAACGUUUGCAAUUGCUUGAAAAUGACGCUCAUUGGGAUCAAACUCUCAAUGAUGCUAAUAGAAUGGGAAAUCCAAAUAUACAAAUCAGUGAAGAAAUUUACAAUGAAGCAUUGAUUUCAAUUGAGGACAUGUGCUUGAUAAUGUCAAACAAACUAUUAAUUCAAUUAGGCCUGACCGCGCCCAAUCGUCCAAUGCAUGACGCUUUUAACCAAGAGUUGCAUCGAGAAAGACUGUAUGAUCUCAACGAUUUGAAAGAAUUAAUUCAAACAAAUCUUCCACUGUUAAAUGAACAACAGAAGUAUGUAUUUGAAACUCUUAUGAAAGUAACAAAUGAUGAAACUGGAGGGAUUUACUUCUUAGAUGCACCUGGUGGUACAGGAAAAACUUUUUUGAUUUCAUUAAUAUUAGCAACAAUUCGCUCACAAAAUAAAAUUGCACUUGCACUCACUUCGUCGGGAAUCGCAGCAACUUUGCUUGAAGGUGGUCGAACAGCCCAUUCAGCACUAAAAUUGCCAUUAAAUAUGCAUAGCAAUGAAACUCCAACCUGCAACGUUUCGAAGAACUCUGCAAUGGCAAAGGUUUUGCAGCAAUGUAAAUUGAUUGUUUGGGAUGAAUGCACGAUGGCACAUAAAAAAUCUUUGGAGGCUUUGGACAGAACCUUAAAAUCUACGGAGCAAUAA
Aphis gossypii (cotton aphid) is the source of this 1704-nucleotide messenger RNA. RefSeq lists its product as uncharacterized. The record is from RefSeq and is a predicted model, not a curated record. The coding region runs from base 1 to 1704 and encodes 567 amino acids. Lineage: Eukaryota; Metazoa; Arthropoda; Insecta; Hemiptera; Aphididae. Gene Ontology annotation, biological process: telomere maintenance; DNA repair. The transcript is spliced from 2 exons. Gene Ontology annotation, molecular function: DNA helicase activity.